UAGCAUCGACUAAAAGCAACGGAAGCAGAAACACACGUAGUGAAAGGAAGAAAGACUCAGAAUUCGGAAGUACAAACUAAAACACUUCCAAUGGCUCAACUAUCCUCUUUCACGUGCACCCCACGCGCCCCUUCCACCACCUCGCAAAACCCUAAUUCCCUCUUUCCAUUUUCUCUUUCUCCCCUUCGCUUCCCAUUCCCUCUCUCUCCACGCUCUCAAACCUUCCCUUCUAUCCGCCUCGCCGCCUCCUCCCCUGCCGGCGGUGGCUCCGGCGACGUUGACAAGGCCUCCGCGAAGAUCUCCGAUGAAUGGGGUGAGGAUUACGAGCCCGAGCCCGAAGCGGCGUUCACCAAGCUUCCCGAUUCUGACCCUCCCAGGGACGAAGAUGAGUGGGAGGAAGGAGGACGUGAUGGCGCCGGCGGUUACAUCGAAGGCGGAAACGGAACUCCGGCUGCCACGCCUAAGGAUGUUUCGGCGGAGGAGGAGGGGAAGCUGGAGGGUCUGAAGCGGGCUCUAGUGGACAGUGUUUAUGGGACUCAGCUCGGGUUUCGGGCAGGGUCGGAGGUCCGGGCCGAGGUAUCCGAGUUGGUGACUCAGUUGGAAGCGGCAAACCCGACGCCUAACCCGGUUGAGGAACCCGCGCUUCUCGAUGGAACUUGGGUGUUGCUGUACACUGCAUCUUCGGAACUUUUACCUCUUCUAGCAGUUGGAUCGUUACCUUUGUUGAAGGUGGACAAGAUUUCACAAACAAUCGAUACUGGUAGCUUGACCAUUAUAAACUCCAUCACAUUAUCUAGUCCUUUUACCACUUUGUCUUUCAGUGCAUCUGCCUCAUUUGAAGUUCGAACCCCUACAAGAAUACAGGUUACAUUUAAAGAAGGUUCAUUCAAUCCUCCAGAGAUAAAGUCUCGACCUGAACUGCCAGAAGAUGUAGACGUUUUUGGCCAAAGGAUCAGCCUUUCACCUCUGCAACAAUCUCUUGGUCCUCUGCAAGAUGCAGUGGCAAACAUUUCACGUGCCAUAUCCGGUCAGCCACCUCUCAAGGUUCCCAUUCCUGGUGAGAGGACUAGUUCAUGGCUUAUUACUACAUAUCUUGAUAAGGACUUCAGAAUAUCAAGGGGAGAUGGCGGUCUUUUUGUCCUUGCCAAAGAAGGGAGUCCCCUUCUUGAUUAGUGGGAGGAAAUAUUAGUUCCUCCCUUCUCACCCCACCCCAUCCCCGUCCCCCAAAAACGGUAUAUAAAAAGGUUACAUUCUUUUCUGAUUUUGUUUUUUUUUUU
This is a messenger RNA of Arachis ipaensis, 1277 nucleotides long. RefSeq names its product Plastid-lipid associated protein PAP / fibrillin family protein. NCBI's taxonomy places the organism in Eukaryota, Viridiplantae, Streptophyta, Magnoliopsida, Fabales, Fabaceae. The record is from RefSeq and is a predicted model, not a curated record.